AGAGAGAGAAUAACAAUACUCAUUUGCUAAACACCGCCCUAAAUUUUCAUAUUUACGCCCUGUAUAAAAAAAAAUGUAUGUAUUUGAGUAUUUUUAUACUCCCACUCUCCCACUCUCCCACUCUCAUCACCUUCUCACUCUCUUGACCCUCCCUCACUUCUCACUCUCUCUCCACUCUCUUACUCCAUCUCUCUCAUCAACACCAAGAAGAAAACAUCCGGGCAGUAUCUCCGGCGAGUUUUUCCGGCGAGAAGAGAAAUCUGGCGAGGACUAUUGCGGGGCGGCGAGCAGAUUUCCGGCUAGGCGAGCAAAUUUCCGGCUAGGCGAGCAGACUUCCGGCGAGGUUGCGGCGGCGACAAGAUCCUCCGGCAACAAAACUUCGAAUUUCCGGCGACAUAAAGAUGAGUGGGCGAGACAAAGGCAAAGCAAAGUGUUUGCCUACAGAUUCGGGUCAUCGUCAUCCUCAUGAUAGAGGGGUGACAAUCUCAUCGAGGAAGGCUAGAGAGUUGCUUUUCAGGAGCACUCAGUCUUCAUCAGGUGCAGAAACGGAGGAAGUACCAGAGAUUCUUCCUUUGUCUGUUGCAUUGCCUACUACUAUUAUGGACAUUGAGUCGUGGAGACCUCACUCACCAUGGAGAGGCAACCCAAUGGCGGGGGACGAUCAGGAGGCGGGUGCUUAUUACGAUAGUCAGCCGGAGCAUCCAUCAACGGACGCAGAGGAAGGUCGUCUGUCUCGGGGAUGCAAACCACGUACCUCUCGUGGUCGUUUUGCACGUUCUUCAAAUGGAGCAUCGUGCAAUGCUCCGGGAUCCGGGAGUAGUAGGCCGAGCAAGAGGAAGGGGGCGGAGGAGGACACUUCAUGGCUAGUACGUGACGCUAGGCCAGGUGGGCCGUUGGACGGUAGUGUCAUACCUAGUUUUGGAGGCCACAUAGCGGCACACGUUUGGGCUGGGGAGGAUGAGAGGACUAUGUUGAAGUGUCAUAACCGGGAGAGGACGUGCAGUAAGCUUCAGGCGUGGUACGCUAGCAUGACACCCGAGGUUCAGGGGAUGGUAGAUGCUACUGGAUUGAGGCACUUGCCUGAGAUCAUGUUUGAGCAUUUGGAUCAGCCGUUGAUCUGUGCGUUUGUCGAGAGGUGGCAGCCCGAUACGAACUCUUUCCACCUCCCUUUUGGAGAGAUUAGUAUCUUGCUACACGAUGUCAGUUCUAUCCUCCAUAUCCCAUCAGAUGGAUGGAUUACAGGUGACUUUGGUUCAUGGGAUGACGUGAAGAGUUCAUGUGCAGAGCUAUUUGGGAUGGAGAGAAGCGCCUUUUUGAAGGCGCAUUGGUCCGGUGGUGGUGUAUUCAUUGAUUCUUUGAUAGAGAGAUGUUCUGCUCCGGAUCGGAGUCCGACCCACCAGUUUCGAGGAUAUAUGCUGACCCUCCUUGGUGCCACUCUAUUCGUUGAUAAGAGUGGUAACCGAGUCCGUCCUUGGCCACUGUCGUUUUUGUCUUGUAGCCCCAGGAUGUGAGCCGGUAUUCUUGGGGUGCGGCUACACUAGCCUAUUUAUACAGGCAGCUUGGCAUAGCUAGUCGUGCUGAUUCAGCCCAGAUUUGUGGUUGCCUCACGCUAUUGCAGGCAUGGAUUUACGAGUAUUUUCCCAUGUUUCGGCCUAACCGCACUAGGAGGAUGAGACCUAUAGGAUCUGCUUCGGCACUGAGUUGGGAGGUUCGGCAUGAGAACAGGGGGAUUGACCGACUACUGAGUAUUCGACAGGCAUUGGAUCA
This is a messenger RNA of Beta vulgaris subsp. vulgaris (sugar beet), 1767 nucleotides long. RefSeq lists its product as uncharacterized. Lineage: Eukaryota; Viridiplantae; Streptophyta; Magnoliopsida; Caryophyllales; Amaranthaceae. The record is from RefSeq and is a predicted model, not a curated record. The transcript is spliced from 2 exons. Bases 402 to 1511 code for a protein of 369 amino acids.